This is a messenger RNA of Hippoglossus stenolepis (Pacific halibut), 2033 nucleotides long. It is a transcript of the gene nat16, whose product is annotated as N-acetyltransferase 16. Bases 261 to 1256 code for a protein of 331 amino acids. Lineage: Eukaryota; Metazoa; Chordata; Actinopteri; Pleuronectiformes; Pleuronectidae. The transcript is spliced from 5 exons. Gene Ontology annotation, molecular function: acyltransferase activity, transferring groups other than amino-acyl groups. The record is from RefSeq and is a predicted model, not a curated record.
UUAAGAUCAGGGGGGAUGCUGAGCCCUUCCAGUGACGCCAGUACAAAAAAAGCCUUAAUACAGGAACUGGGAGGGGCGGGGCUUGUGGUUCGCGUUGGAUCUCCCGUGGAUUACUGACAGUAACGGUCUGUCUGUAUUUCAUUCAUCCCCGGAACUGUGCACCUCGUACAACAGCCGUGACUCUUCGCAAGAUUCCGUCUCCUCCGACCACCGACAUCAAGGACACCACCACCGGCCAUCAUUCCCGCAGUUGUUUCAAGAUGAAGAUUGAUACCAGCCUGACUAUGCCCCAACUCCCAGAGGCCAUGUCCCAGGCUGGCCUACAGUUUGCUGUGGCCACUGAGGAGGACUUUGAUGAGAUCAUGGCUAUGAGCCAGGAUAUCUAUGGAGGCCUUGACUACUUGCCCACUAGAUACACCAGUUGGCUACAGGAGCCAAAUCGUACAGUCAUAUUGGCUCGCAAACAGGGAAAAGUGAUUGCUCUGGAGUCGGUGUGUGUGAUUGAUGAUGGGGAGACCAUGCUGGUGGAAGGUCUCCGUGUCGCCCCGCAGGAAAGGGGCAAGGGUGUGGCAGGAGUUCUGCUUCGUUUUUGCUCUGAAAUGGUCAAGUCCAAGUACCCAGAGGUCAAAGUGAGUCGUCUGACCCGUGAUGAUCAGCUUGGACCAAAGGACUUCCAGAAGUAUCGUAUCAUAACCAAGCAGGGUAUUCUGCUGGUGCGCUUCAGAGCAGAAGAUCUCAAGUUCCGUCUGACUGAGCUUGGUCUGGGUGGAAACACCUCCUCCUCUAAUUGUCCUCCAGUACUUCUUGACCAUACAGCUAUCCACCGGCUGUAUCUGACUACUGACCUAAUGCAGGGGGUCCUUCCUAAUGCCACCAUCAUUCAAGACUGGCAGCCAUUCAAGCCUUUGCCCAGUAACAUGGUCAUCCUCCUGAAGAAGGACAUAGAUUGGAUGGUGGAUGAUGUGUCCAGCCCUACCGUUGCAAGCCUGUGUACCUUCCCUUUCAGGGUGCCCAUUGGAGAUGACUGGUAUUACCUGAAUAUUGACAUGUUUGGUAAAGACCUGGACCUGGUACGGCAGCAGUUCUUGUGCCACCUGCAGAGCCACACCACCACCCUGAAGGGUCAUGUGAUGUGCCAGAUGUUCCUGGACCCACUGCUCUGGAAGCCUAUGGCCGAAUUCUGCCACAACACCUUAGGUGUGGAGCUGGUGAAGGAGUACACUGAGCAGUGCGUAGUGGAGUCAGACGUCAUUUAGUUACAGAAGGUGGAUGAAAAGGUGUAGAAGAUUAAGAAACCAGAAAGGAUUAAAGACAAGGGUCUAGACAACAAUGAAUGGACACAACUUAAUCACAUUUAAAAGAAAAACACCCCCUUUGUACUUAGGAGACAGAAACUAGGCAAAAUCAAACUUCUAACAAUGCAGUGAAACUUAAAAUAAACAUGCAAAUACAGAGCAUGGGGAAAACAAAUCACAAACACACCAUGUAAUCAGCUACAAUAGGUCUGUAACAAAUCAUUAAUUUGUUCCAGAGAUGUAUGGGUACAGAUAUUUUAUGUAAUAUUUUUAAGGCUGUGUAGUUUUGAGGUGUAGUUAAAAUUUAGUGCACACAAUAUAAAGAGGAGGGAUUUUAUAGCACAAACAUUUUUUUCUUAGAGGUCUUCAUGGGUCAAAAAUUUGGGUUUAAAAAAGGCCUAAUCUUAAAAAAGCCUUUAUGGAAAGUCAAACCUAGUUGAAUAGACCCAAGGGUGAUUUGGUCAGCUGGGUGCUUUUUAGCUGCAAAUUUAUUAUAUACUACCGAUGUGACUGAAUAGCAAUGUACUCCAGCGCAACACUACAAACUAUAGCCUCAAAAAUGAUCACAGACCUGGAUCAUCAUCUUAUUAGUUUGGCUUGAAUUUAAAGAAGAUCUAUUAUUCUUGUUUUUGUUGUACAUAAUUUUAAUUUGGGGCACUAAGGUUUACAGGCUCCAAUGUUCAGAAAAUGCUUUAGUUUCUUUAUUCUAUUCAUUGCUGCAGCAGCAGGAGAUUCAGC